UUCAACCAAUCAGGGCCCGCUCAUACGGGCAUUGUAUUGGCGCCGACACAGCUAUCCUUACUUGUAGUCCAGGCUAGUGUGUUGUUUUUAUUUACAUAAACGUCCGUGAUGUGAGGACUGGCGUUUUAUAAACCUUUUUCGGCCGGUCGCUCUGGUCGUGUUGGAGUUGUGACUUUCCUCCCGCUGAGUUCGCCAACGCCGCGCUAACUAGCACGCUAAUGCUAACGCUGGCCAACCAGCACCGUUUGGAUGAAGCCUCGUCAGGGUGGAAUUUGUUUUGAAAACAGCCGCCCGCUAACCAAGAGAAGAACCAGCCAGCAUGGCUGUGGCCUCUGCCGCUCUUGUGGACAAAGUCAUCGUCUUGGACUACGAUGAAGAGAACAGCCCACAACAGUCUUCCUCUGCUUCCCCGGAUAAAGCCCCACCGGUGUCCCGCCUCCGAGUCCAGCAGCCCGCCCCGACCCACAUCACGCAGUCCCCUUUUGCUUCGAACAAGCAAAAGCAUGUUCUGCAGGCAGAGAAUGAAAAGUUAUUUUCCGAGUUUGUGGAUCACUGCUCUGCCAUGACCGAAGACUGCCCCCAAGUGUUGACCUUCCUCCAAACCAAGCACGCCAAAGCCUGUCCGGUCUUCCUGUCCUCAGUGGAGUUCCGCAACAGCUUGGGGCGAUGUUUGACUCGCGUCCAGGCCAACCGCUCCAAGACCUUCGUCUACAUCAAUGAACUGUGCACGGUACUCCGGCAGCACGCCGCCAAGCGGAGGCAGACGCUGAGCGCGGUUGACGCUUCCCCUGCUGCUACCUCGGCAUCCGAUUGUCUACCGUCUACCUCGGUCGGGUGCCCAAGCACAAGCCGGAUGAAAGCGGAGUCGUGUGAGCCGGAUGCAGUUGGAGAAGAUGAGAAGCCUUCCACGUCAGGCCUUCAGGAGGACGAGGAGAAGGCGGAGAAAAGGGCGACAAGGGCGUCCAGGAAGCAGAUCGCGUACCUGGAGAGGCUGUUGAAGGUCUACAACGAAGAGAUCUGCCAGCUUCAACGGGCCGAGCUGACUUUAGACGAACUGGGGACUGGUGACUCCUCGUACAUCCAGGAGCACAAGCUCAAGCGCAAGAUGAUGAAGAUUUACGAGAAGCUUUGUGAGCUGAAGGGCUGCGGGUCACAGACAGGCCGAGUCAUCGAGCAGAGGAUCGUCUACCGGAGCACACGCUAUCCUGAGAUCAACAGGAGGAUCGAGCGGUACAUCAACAGUCCCGAGGUCCGCAGGAACCCCCCCGACUACCAGGACAUCCUGCAACAGGUUCUGCUGGCCAGCAAGCGCCACAACCUGUGCCUGAGCAGGAAGCAGCUCAACCAGUUUGCCCAGGAGGCUUUCAGGGAGACCGGUAGCCAGAUCCAGGAGAGGCGCCACUUGGACCUGGUCUACAACUUUGGCUCCCAUUUGACAGACGGCUACGUGCCCGCCAGAGACCCGGCGCUGAUGGACCCCUCAUUGCUGCGGAAGCUGCGUUCGAACCGGGAAGUGGCUCUGAGCCGCUUGGACGACGUCAUCAGCAAAUAUGCCGUCCAACAGGAGGACACGGAGGAUCAGGACAGGAUGAAGCGGCAGGCCAAAGAGGGUCCAAAGGCGGAACCAAGCAAAGCAGUUAAUGGGGUGGCAAAAGAGGACGAAGAGGAGGAUGAGGAUGAAGAGGACAUGUCUUCAGACCCAGACAUCGAGGAAGAGAUCCAGGCCAGCACCCAGCAGGAUGGAGCCGAUGACGAUGAGGACAUAGAGGAGGAUGACAUUAACGAGGCGGAGCAAAUGAGCCAAGGUGCCAACAUGGAGGAGCAGACGAUGCCGGAAAGUGACUCUGCGGCGGCGGCGGCGGCAACAGAAAGCGUGAAAGACGAGGCGAUGACGAGCGAGCCCUCCCCCCUCUCGGACAUCAGCAAGUCGGUUAACUCGCCACUGACUGACGUCACGUCUGCCGGCGCCAGCCCCAGUCAGUCUGAGGCGCCCUCAGCCGACGGCGGCACUAACACGGCCGCCAAGGAGGCGUCGUCAUCGCCGAUGCCCCCGGAGAUGGUAGGAAAGGGUAACUCGCCCGUUUCUAAUGGCACUAGGAACAUAAAGAGGAAGAGGACGGACGUGAGCAACCACAUCAGCUUCAACAACAGCGAUAUGGACGUGCUGCUGGAUAUGGGCGUCAUCUGCGCGUCUCCGCCGCGGGCCGACUGCGACCCUGCCAGUGCGUCCGACUGCGAACUGGUCAGCAGCUCGCAGUCGCCGCCUCCCAAGAAAAACAAGGUCAACGUUGCCACCCAGUGCGACCCUCAGGAGAUCAUCGAGCUCUCAGACUCGGAAUGAACUUUCUUCGCCGGCGGUAACUGUCCUUCCGCCACGUCGUCGUCAAAUAAAAUCCACACUUCUGUCUUUGAGCCUCUCAUUCUGACAUGAGAUCAACUUCCUCUCAGGACACUCAGGACACUUUUUUUUUUUUUAAGUGUCUUUAGCCACCAGCAGGGGGCGCUGCUACAUCAGUUGGUUUACAUUUUUAGACUCUUUUGAAGUCCUGACCUGCUGCUGGCUGCCAUCAUGUGUUCACAGCAACAUUUUUACAAGUUUUCCACCUUUUUUGGUCUCAAGUCUUUUUCGUAGCUCCAGAGCUGAGAGUAAAAAGACUGCCCUUAGCAUCCUUAGCGUAGCACAGAGCAGCAACUAUCAAGUCCAGUCAUCUAUCACUGAAAAAAACAACCCAACAUUUUAUAUUUUCUACCAACUUUGGUUGAAAUGUGUUUUGGAAUAGAUGUAGGCGGUCCACAGUCCUCCCAGACUAUCAUUUUAUAGUAAAAUUAUAAUAAAAGGAUGUUUUUGUAAUAGACAUGUUUUAUUUUUGUGGCAUUUGUCGCCAAUGACGCAUUGACACUUCCAGGCAGACAGUAUUGUUGAAUGGAUGGCCAAAUUACACCCUCAUUUACGAGCAAACUUCAGGUUUUGAUGAUGCACUUGCAGUCCUCAUGUCUGACACCUUGGGGGCGGCAGUGAGCAGCCCAUGUGCAUUUACUUUCCAAUCCAAUACUGAGUAAAACUCAGACUGAUAUUGGUGAUAAAAUACUUUGAAAAUCAAGUAAGGUGUCUGCUUUAAAAUAAU
Molecule: messenger RNA, 3125 nt
Organism: Doryrhamphus excisus (bluestripe pipefish)
Lineage: Eukaryota; Metazoa; Chordata; Actinopteri; Syngnathiformes; Syngnathidae
Gene: daxx
Product: death-domain associated protein
Biological process (GO): regulation of apoptotic process; nucleosome assembly; negative regulation of DNA-templated transcription
Cellular component (GO): nucleus; PML body
Molecular function (GO): histone binding; transcription coactivator activity; transcription corepressor activity
Source: RefSeq, a predicted model, not a curated record